AUGUCGUCGAGGUUGGUCAGUUCUCUGAUGGAGGGAGAGGUGAAGAAGAGAAGGAGGAAGGACCAGAUGGUGAAUCUGAUUGUUGUGUCUUUGCUCCAGUCUGCUGCGGCCAGCCUUAUCACCGCAGAGUUGUUUGAAGUCAGAGGCCAGCGUGUGUGUAGGGUGGAUCGGGGCCGGCCCUGCUAUAAACUGGCAUAUUUUUCUGACCCUGGACGGCGGCUCAGCUUCCUGGAGGCGAAGCUAGCGUGUCGCCGUGACGGAGGGGAGCUGCUGAGCGUUGAGUCACCGGCCGAGCAGCGAAUCAUAGAGCAGCUUGUCACUGAGCUCCGUCCCUCCGACGGAGACUUCUGGAUUGGCCUUCGUCGUAACCAUGGUGACACGGAAAACGUCUACGACUGUCCCUCACAGUACUACUGGACCGACGGGAGCCUCGCCUCCUUCAGGAACUGGCACUGGGACGAGCCGUCCUGUGGAUACGAGGUGUGUGUGGUGAUGUACCACCAACCGUCCGCCCCGCCCGGCCUCGGAGGACUCUACAUGUUCCAUUGGAACGAUGACAACUGUGACACCAAGAACAAUUUCAUCUGCAAGUACACUGCAGAGCCUGGUUCCUCUGGUCUACCCAGUACAGCCAGAAGAGGACUGGCCACCCCUCAGAGCCUGGUUCAUCUGGUCUACCCAGCUCCUGAACCCUCCCCCAACACUGCACACCCAGAGGCUCCUCCCUUGUCUCUGUCACCCCUGACCACGACCUUUGACACUGAAGAGAAGAGACACACCCCAGCUCUGAACAUUGUUUACAUAGUCCUGCCCAUCAUCCCGUUGUUGAUGGUGUUACUAAUAGCAACUGCGGUCUUCUGCUUCACGCUGCUGGCUCGACGGAAGCGGCGUGAGCAGCAGACAGAGGUGUGUCCUAGCGACCCAGGGUCCUGUCCAAACCCCGCCCAGCCGCCUGACGUCUACAACGUGAUUCGCUCUCAGCAGGAGGCCGACCUGGCUGGAACACGCCCCCACACCAAGAACACUUCCUUCUUAGGCUCCUCCCCCGACAUGUCCCCUGGUGACUAUGACAACCUGGGGGGUCUGCGAGACACGGAGAGUGGUUUCGUCACGCUGGCCAGCACAGAGAGCAACUUCCAGUUGACCUCUGAACUCUAUGACCUUAGUCUGGGGCGACGCAAAGACGACUCAGACAUUUACCACAACAGUCUGGGUCGCAACGGAGAGGUUUAUAACAACAGUCUGGGUCGGCAUGGUAACCGAGAGGGUUAUAACAACAGUCUGGGUCGUCAUGGCAACAGAGAGACGCACGAUAACAGUCUGGGUUGUCACGGCAACGGAGGGACGUACAACAACAGACUAGGUCUUCAUGGCUGUGUGGUGAAGAGCAGUGAGCUGUACAACACUAGUCACUAUAGAGACAGUCUUUACCAAACCAGCCCGGAUCGCUAUGGUAACCCUGAACAGCACGAGAGAAGCCUGGGUCGUCAUGGGAACGAUGCCAGUGUAGAUUGCUAUGGGAAGAAGGCCACUGUGGGUUACUAUGGCAAUGAGGGCAGUCUGGGUGGGAAGUGCUACAAAGAGUGGUUGGACAGUGAUAGCAACUAACAACUACUGACAGCUACUGACAGUGACAGCUACUGACAUAUACUGACAGCUACUGACAGUGACAACUACUGACAGUUACAUCUACUGACAGCUACUGACAGCUACUGACAGUGACAGCUACUGUGACAACUACAGACAACGACUGACAGCUACUGACAGUGACAACUACUGACAGUUAUAUCUACUGACAGCUACUGACAGCUACUGACAGUGACAACUACUGACAGUUAUAUCUACUGACAGCUACUGUGACAACUACUGACAUACACUGACAGUGACAACUACUGACAGUUAUAUCUACUGACAGCUACUGUGACAACUACUGACAUACACUGACAGUGACAACUACUGACAGCUACUGACAGUGACAGCAACUGAAAGCUACUGACAUAUACUGACAGUGACAACUACUGACAGUUACAUCUACUGACAGCUACUGACAGUGACAGCUACUGUGACAACUACUGACAGUGACAGCUACUGUCAGUGACAGCUACUGUGACAACUACUGACAGCUACUGACAGUGACAACUACUGACAGCUACUGACAGUGACAACUACUGACAGUUACAUCUACUGACAGCUACUGACAGUGACAGCUACUGACUGUGAAACCUACUGACACUGACAGCUACUGAGAGUGAUAGCUACUGUGACAGCUAUUGACAGCUACUGACAGUGACAGCUACUGACAGUAACAGAUACUGACAGUGACAGCUACUGUGACAGUUACUGACAGCUACUGAGAGUGAUAGCUACUGUGACAGCUACUGACAGUGACAGCUAUUGACAGUGAAACCUACUGACAGUGACAGCUAUUGACAGCUACUGACAGUCUGUGUGUGUGCAUGGCCCUGUUAUGCUGCCCUCCCCUGAGGGGUCACUGUCAGGUCAUGAACCUUGACCCCAGCUGUGCCUGAGACACCAAAGCCUGGUCCUGUCCUCCUCCUGUCUCAUCCUCCUCCUGUUCAAAUAUUGUCCCAUUCUUCCCUUGCUGCCUGACCACAACAUGACAACAAUAAUUUAGGCAUGAUAGGCCCGAUUCAGAACACACCCCUUGAAUUGGCACUUCUCUGUCAUUGGUAUACAGACUAACCUUGUGCAGGUGCAUAAUGAGCUUUGCACGCAUGGCUCCCUUUCGCGCGCUGAAUACAUUUAAUACAACUCCUGAAAUCCCUCCCACUUGCUGGCCAACAGAUUUACUCGUGGAGUCAUUAAUUUACUUGUGGAGUCAUUUCAUUAAAUAGGGUUUUCAGUACUUUUAUCUAAAGCCAUCCCUUUAAAUUUGGUGUACCUUUAAUUCUCUACAGACUCUAAUACAUGGAGAGAACGGUUCAGAAUAUUAGGGAUCACUGAAAUAUAUGCAUAGUCAUCUACUUUUCAGCAACAAUUGGUAGAUAAAAAUAUACUCUGAUCUUGUUUAUUAUUUAGGGAUAGGAAAGUUUUUAUAUAAUAAUAAAUAUACUAACAGCGUUGGAGAGCCUUUAUGCACGAAAUAUAUGUGAAUAAAAAAUACAAUGGUUUGAUUUUAUCGUGAAAGUUGCCAUAGGAGUAGCCUAGUGGUUAGAGUGUUGGACUAGAGCUGACAAGAUAAGCAUCUGUCGUUUUGCCCCUGAACAAGGCAGUUAACCCACUGUUCCUAGACCAGUUAACCCACUGUUCCUAGACCAGUUAACCCACUGUUCCUAGACCAGUUAACCCACUGUUCCUAGACCAGUUAACCCACUGU
This is a messenger RNA of Oncorhynchus masou masou (cherry salmon), 3337 nucleotides long. Its product is annotated as layilin-like. The transcript has 11 exons. Gene Ontology annotation, molecular function: hyaluronic acid binding. NCBI's taxonomy places the organism in Eukaryota, Metazoa, Chordata, Actinopteri, Salmoniformes, Salmonidae. The coding region runs from base 1 to 1608 and encodes 535 amino acids. The record is from RefSeq and is a predicted model, not a curated record.